CUCAUAUAGGAGGCUCCCAGCAGAGAAGCGGCCAGUGAACGGCGGAGCGCGCACCGGACCAUCUCGUUAACUUCCUAUGUCCCUCCCCUCAUUCUCGGGCAGCUUCAGCUUCGGCAGCAGCCACACAUCCAACUACCGGCUAAAGAGAGGCUCCUCCACCUCCAGCGCUCCAGACAGACUUAGACUGGUCGUCAUCGUCUGUUUUUACUCCGGAGACUGCGGAUUUUAUCCCUGGUUUAUUUUCCAGUGGAUAGGCUACUGAGAGUGCGCACCGCCUCCCCGAGACAAACUAAAGUGUACGGACAUUAAGUCUGCUGUUAUAUUUGUUUUAUAGCUGGGGACUAAAAUCCUCUAGCCUUGUGUCGGUCCAGCCGUCUUCUCUGCCCCCCCUCCGGUUUAACUGCACCGGUCAGACUUGGAAAGAGCAACAGCCUCCACCGGCGCAUCAGUGAGGUAGAAAAGCCCUACAUCGAGCUGCAGCCAUGGAUGAGUGGGACGUACCCCAGAUGAAGAAAGAGGUGGAGAGCCUCAAGUACCAGCUGGCCUUCAAACGAGAGAAGUCCUCCAAAACUGUGACUGAUUUGGUAAAGUGGAUAGAGGACGGCGUCCCCGAGGAUCCCUUCCUGAACCCGGAGCUGAUGAAGAACAACCCGUGGGUGGAGAAAGGAAAGUGCAUCCUUCUCUAGAAGAAAAACAAACAAAACAACCACCCUGCCACAACCUUUCAACUUUAACCACGCCAACCAACACACAUCUACAGAUGACCCCUGAACCCGACCCUCCUGUCCCGGCCUGUGAAAGCCAUGGCAGGACAGCGCCUCCUAACGUCUCACCGUGAAUGUACAACAGCUGAUGUCCCCCAACUUCCCUGAACACACACUCCAACAAGGGCACAAAAACACACACUGUCAGAGACACACACUCCAAACUUUAUAAAUUUUUUUCCCUGACCGCCAUGCAUCCACUGCAAGUUUAUUCCUGCCACAGCAAUGCAUCAUUACUAUGAUAUAUGAUGACGAUGAUCAAUACUCCUAUUACAUGUCUCUGUAUGAUAGAUGACGAGUUAUUUAUGCAGCUGCCAGUCACACGCUUCCUCUCCUCUUACAAUCUCUACUCUUCAUUGUGAGCAUAGCAGCUUUUCUUCCUUCCAUUUUUGAUGAGUUGUAAAAUUCUCACUGCCAGACUGACUGCAGAUCUGCUGAGGGAAUUUUGUUCCAUGUUGAGAUAGAACUACUUGCUCUUACAAAAUGAUAAUAAAACCUAGGCACUUUUUCAAUUGAAAGUUAAUAGAUAGCACACUGUAGUUGACAAAAUAACUAACACCUCGUUACAACUAAACUAUUUGUAAGAACCUAUGAAGAUUCAUAAUUGAAUGAAGAUGAUUUAUAGUAAAUACAGUAUACUUAUAAUCCAAGGAAUUGCUUAUGUUGUCUUACAGACAAUGGUUUUAAUGUUUCACAAUUCCCCAAAGUUAGAAAUCUGCCUUAAAAGACACGUUGGACCUUUGUGUAAAGGACAUUAAGACUCAUGACUGCAGCGUAUAUAUGAUGCGUAAAGUAAGAUUAAAUCCAGAUGUGAUUUAACACACUUAUAUUUACACAAAUCGGAUUGCUUGGUUUUCCUGGGCUACAUGUAUGUUGGCUUUACUCCAGAUUAUAGGCUGGUGGUAAUGCACCUCAGGCUGUUCAAUAAUGCCAAAAACGCCGUAGUUGUUGGUGGCCCGAUCCGUACCGAAAACCCGAUCUGCCUUUUGGUCAGGGGUACAGGACCUGAACAGAUUAUGGUUUCGGUAUGGAUCGGGUAGUGACAGUAGUAGUUUAGUUACGAAAAUAACAGUUCAGCUAGCUAGCUAACAACUAUCCAUAAGCUAAUGGUUUGAGCAUUUGAAUUUCAGCCCAUCUCAAACGCUUCUUGGAUACAUUUACAAUCAGCUUUUUGGAUAUCUGACAGUAGGAAAAUCUAAAAAAAUCACAAUAUUGGUGCUUUCACUAAAUAUUUACGCAAUGAGAUUUGUGAUAAUCAUCAGUAAUGUGGAUGACUAAUGAGUGGGUAAAGGAAAAUAAUAGAACUGCGAGUUCAGAAAAUUCCUUUACUGUAAUGCAGCCUGUAAAUCCAGGAAAAGACAACACUUAUGUCAUAUAACGAUAUUAUGAUAUCCAACAUCUAAGACGAUAUAUUGCCCAGCCCUAUGUGACAGCUAUCCAAUCCACCCAAGACGCAUGAGUGUAAAUGGUGUCUUUGUCUGCAUUCAAGGCAUUUCCCAUCCAACAUGGGGGCAGUUGUAACACAUCUAUGCCUAUACUGUAAGCCAUUGUAACAUUAUGAAUUUCAUUAUUACCAAUUUGAAAUCUUUAUAGGUUCUUAUGGCGCAUUUACAAAUUAUAAACAUGUUUAUUAUUGACUAAUUACUUAAAGGUAAAAUGAGUAGGAUUUUUUCGGUUUUGGUUUGUAAACACAACAUUCAAAGUUGGCCCCCUCCUCCCCGCGGCUCAUCGAGCGUUAUGGUGCUCGCCAGCGGGUGAAAACCAACCCAAGAUUCACUCUCGUUUUGGAACCAGCUUUGUCCGCUUGGCAUUUGGCCUUGCUAUAUUUUCGACGCUGUGACAGCCAUUUUCGUAGCUUCCUCUUGGAUGCGUGCUUACGAUCUGGCACCUGGUCGCUACUUUUUUAUAGAGGUUGACGCCCAGAAACGUCCCGAACACAGCAAAAUGUAAAGAGAAGACAAAAUACAGGCAGAGAGAAGGGUCUUUGCAGAUACGGACACCACUACACACUUCUAGUGGGUCAUAAGUGAUGAUUGACAGGAAUCAUUUUUGUCUUUACAUCGUUUUUUUAGGAAAAUCCUACUCAUUGUGCCUUCAACUUUAAUACAUAAACCACAAAUUGAAUUAACAAAUGAUUCCACUGUUACAGAUCAGAUUCUUUAAAGAAAAAAAAAGAAAAAAAAUGGUUUUGUGGAAACCAUCGUAUUAGUUGCUUGACACAAACUAGUGUCGUCUGACCGUGUCGGAAGACAAAAGUGUGUGUAGCUGCCAGGGUUUGAGAAUUAAGAGUUAAGAGAGGAUCAUUAUCACAUUGAAAUUGUGUUUUCAGCUUUCACUUCUAUCUUCCCAGUGUGACUACAGUUUUCCUACAUGUGUAGUUUUGAUUUCACACAACUUUUUUAAAGCAUGGUUAUCGCAUUUACAUUAUAAAAAGACGAGAUCUGCAACCAGUUCUCUUUGCUUCAGUGUCAUUAGAUCCCAAAGUUUCAUAGCAGCUCUGUUUGUGUUGUCAAAGCAGAAUGAAGCUAUGGGUCUCUGGGGGGGGCGGGGGUUGAGUUUACUGCUUCUUUUCCUCCUUAGCUACAGACUCUAAGGACAACGCACAAACAAUCCACAUCAAACAGACCAUGCACACACAUGCUAUCUCUCUCCACACAUGUACAGACAAACCCCUUUAACUUAUUAACUUAUUAAUUAAUACUUGGUUUAUUUAUUUAUUUAUUUAUUGACGAGACCUUUUUUCUCACCUUAGUUUUCGUGUCCUACGUCUGCACUCCCUCUUCCUCAUACCCCUCCCCCCCCAAAAAAACUAAAAAUGACCACACACAAACACAAAAAAAAAAAAAGACUAAACCUUGCCAGAUCACCAUCUACUACUGCCUUGUACACAGUUUCCUUAAAACGAGAAUGUAAAUAUGUGGCAUGAUAACCACUGACCUCAGAACUGGCCUGUGUGUGCGUGCACGUGACUGUAAUUGUGAGUUUACGUGUGCGUAUUUAUUUUCUUACAUUUUUUUUUUUAAAGUGCAUACAUUUGAACAUUAAGCUCCCUUGCGGAUUGAGAAGAACACACACAUACUGUACAUGCGCGCGCGCGCGCACACCGCACACACACACACACACACACACACACACACACACACACGCACACACGCAGCUGUGUCACACACACAGGCAAGCCUGAGGCCGAGCAGAUGAGCAGAACACAUACACACACAUUGAGAAUGUGUAUGAGGGGAGGAGUAGCAAGGAUGUGGGAUUCUUUAAAUGACUUGGGACAGGGGAGCCUCACAUCAUCUCAGUACUGUAAUGAGUCUCAUUAUAUACAUUUUCUUCAAGAUGACCCGGUUCCCAAAAGGCUACACAGUGCUUGGAUCACUUUGGUCAUAUAAUGUAAAACUGCAAAUAUUUAAUUUCCCUAUUAAAAAACAAAACAAAAACUCAAUUUCAACAAUGACAUGGUCCAUGACGUGCUAAUAAAUUGUAAAAUUUUUUUAUCAAACAUGCUUGCAUCUAUCUUAGACCCGCGCUUCAUAUGUUCUGUAAAACAUGUCCGACAAGCAAAGAUUCCAUCCAAUCAUACUGACGCGUUUCAGAUUUAUUAAAAAUACUUUUUGGGAACAAAAGAAAAACUGCAAUGUGCAAUUGUGUCACUGUAGCUGAAGUGAGACCGGUGAAUUUAGGAUAUCCAGUACAACAAUAAGCUUAUUAUGCAACAUGACGACUCCAAAUGGAGCCAUUUUAUAAACUCUUUGGUUCACUGGCAUGUAAAGUAUACACCUCCCUUAUUUUAUUUAUUUUUUUAUUUAAUUUAAUUUUAUUUGAAUAGUUUAGGUGUUGGAAAGUACAAUGUGUGUUAACUAGUUGACAGAAUGAUACUAAAAUCUAGCCUUGCAAUGUCAUAAUAAAUGCAUGAAAGGGGACUUUUAAAACGGCUUCCACGGUACAAAGAACUAAAGUUCUGAGCUUCAGGUUUGUAGCUUCUCCAGUGUUAAGUUAAUUCCCUCUUCCAACAUGGGUUUACAACUCAAAAGGUUUAAAACUUUUUGUUCUCUUACAACACCACUGGAAAUGCAACAAAUGCAGCUCCAAAAGUACACGAGAGGAUUCCUGAGUCUGCCUGUCCCUUGUCUGUUUUCUGUUCAGCAACUGUAACUUUAUUUGGUUGUUUUUAUAUAAUCUGAACAUGCAUACGUAUGUAAGUUAUUACUAUUAUAAUGGCAGCAUAAAAUCUUGUCUAAAUAUCUAGCAACAUAUUCCUUGUGAGAGUGCUUUGGAAAAAAAAAUAUUAUGCAUCAGAUCAAGUCCUAGUGUAAAGAUGACAAUGAGCAAUAAAUUAAAGAUCAUUUUUUAUUGAAUGUUUUACAAAAACAUUUAUGUUAUUGAAUAAAGUAGAAGAUUUUUAGACAA
Perca fluviatilis (European perch) is the source of this 5174-nucleotide messenger RNA. It is a transcript of the gene gng13b, whose product is annotated as guanine nucleotide binding protein (G protein), gamma 13b. The coding region runs from base 483 to 686 and encodes 67 amino acids. The record is from RefSeq and is a predicted model, not a curated record. Gene Ontology annotation, biological process: sensory perception of taste; phospholipase C-activating G protein-coupled receptor signaling pathway. The transcript has 3 exons. Gene Ontology annotation, cellular component: heterotrimeric G-protein complex. Lineage: Eukaryota; Metazoa; Chordata; Actinopteri; Perciformes; Percidae. Gene Ontology annotation, molecular function: G-protein beta-subunit binding.